GCCAUCACUUCUGGAGGUGUCUCCUACCAAGACCAGCCUUACCAUGCCGAGUGCUUCGUGUGUGCUACUUGCACCAAGAAGCUGGGCGGACAACGCUUCACCGCGGUGGAAGACCUGUUCUACUGCGUGGAUUGCUACAAGUCUUUCGUGGCUAAGAAAUGCAACGGUUGCAAGAACCCCAUUACAGGCUUUGGGAAAGGCACCAACGUGGUGAGCCACGAGGGCCACUCCUGGCAUGAGUAUUGCUUCAACUGCAAGAAGUGCUCCAUCCCUUUGGCCAACAAGCCUUUCGUCUUCCACCUGGAGCAGGUCUACUGCCCCAACUGCGCCAAGAAGCUGUAAGAGGGGACGGCGAAGCGAAGGGCAGCCGCAGGAAACGCUCCGCUCUUUCCCGCAUAGCAGCUUGGAGACACCCCCACCCGCCUCCCGCCUCGGCUUGCAAGUGGCCUGGCUGUAGGCAUUUGCAUUGUAGCUCCUCCCCAAGCCCACCCCUCUUUUUUUUGCUUUUCUAAAGGAUGUUAAGGCUCUUCCUUCUCUCCCACCCCCUCCUCUUCCCUCUUCCCCCCCCUCAAUUCCCUCUGCGGGUCAUGUUCUAAUAAAAAAGGUUGACUAGCUGCAGCAGCCAGCUCUGCUCUCUGCUCCCUCCUGAAGAGGGGCGGGCUACAUCUUAACACGUUCCACGUAGAGUCACUCUGGGCUUUGCGCAUCGGACUUUGUAUUUGAGAGACCGCCUGCUACCAAUUACCUCCCACAGACCCAUUAGAUCUCACAGGGUCGGCCUCCUCCAGGUG
Molecule: messenger RNA, 791 nt
Organism: Thamnophis sirtalis
Lineage: Eukaryota; Metazoa; Chordata; Lepidosauria; Squamata; Natricidae
Source: RefSeq, a predicted model, not a curated record